UCUCUCUCUCCACUUUCCACGCUCCUUCUCAUUUCUCUCUCUCUCCCAUCUCUUCUCUCUCUCUUUCUCGGAUUUCCCUUUAAGAGAGGAAGUCUUGGUCCUGUUUUUCUGUCGGGGGUGUAAAACUCUCAGUGCAGAGUCUGCCUGGCCUCCGCCUCCUCCCCUUUAAACACACACACACACACACACACACACACACACACACACACGCACGGUUCCGAGCAGUGCUCGCGCGCUCUGAGACAAGAUGCUCGUACCGGAGUCACGGCACGCGCUGAGCUGAGGGAACUCAGGGAUUCAAAACCCGCGCAGCAUCCGCGAGCUCGCGCUUUGGCGUCGCCGGCCGGCCGGCUGGCAAUGUCGCGCGCGCUUUUGUCCUUGACUUCGAGCGCUCGCGAGCUCACCACCGUCCCGCUAAUCCGCUGACGGCGCGCGCGGUUCACAAGAUUCUGCAACGCGCGUGCACGUGGGGCCCCGAAAAACAACGCUCGCUCUUCCAUCUCGCUGUAGCGGAGGCGAGCACGCGCUGAACGGCCCCGUUCGUCCCUCCCUUCCCCCUUCCCCCCCUCCCCCACUUCCCUUUAAACCGCGCACACAGUCGGCCGAGUAACGGUACCGAGAUGCCGUCGCGCGUGACACGGAGGAGGCGAUGAGAGAGCGCGCGCGGCCCGCGGAAACCGCACUGAAACCGCCGUGAAGAUGCCGCGGAACCUGCGGAGGCUCAUGCACCUGGUGCUCUUCUGCCCGCUGUCCAAGGGCCUGCAGUCCCGCCUGCCUGCGGUGAAGGUGAAGUACCUGGUGGUGGCGUGGUUGGGCGUGUUGGUGGCCAGCUGGGUCAUCUACGUGCAGUACUCCUCCUACUCCGAGCUCUGCAGAGGCCAUGUCUGCACCAUGCUCAUCUGCGAACACUACCGGAGGGGGAUCAUCUCUGGCUCCGUGUGUAAAUCUCUGUGCGAGGAGAAAACUCUCACUCUGCAGCGCUGCCUCUCAACGUCACCUGCGCACCAGGUGUACAGUGCUGUGUGGAGGGAGAAAGCCGUGAUAGUGAAGUGCGGGAUCGAGGACGCUCUGAGAGGAGACGGUGGUCCCAACUCCCUCCCGAAGCGCGACGCCAGCCUGUACGACAAACCCACCCGCGGCACCUCCAUGGACGAGUUCAGAGAGAUGCUGCACUCUUUCCUCAAGGACAGUCUGGGAGAGCAGCCAUCUCUGGGCUCACUGGUGUCCCGUGUGGUCUCUCUGGCUGACGUCAACUCAGACGGUAAAGUCUCCCUGGCCGAGGCGAAGUCUGUCUGGGCUCUGCUGCAGAUUGACGAGUUUGUGCCGAUGCUGGCGCUGCAGGACAAAGAGCACGCCCCCCGGCUGCUAGGCUUCUGUGGCCAUUUGUAUGCCACGGAACGCGUGGCCAACGGCGCCCUCUUCAGGCUGGACGUCCCACCUUGGCUGCAGCCGCUGGUCCCCGAGGCCCUAAGCAACGCCCUGAACCGCUGGCUGGCUCCAGCCUGGCCCCGACGGGCCAGGAUCACCAUCGGCCUGCUGGAGUUUGUGGAGGAAGUCUUCCACGGUGCCUACGGGAGUUUCUACAUGUGCGAUGCGAGCCCCAGUCGCGUCGGCUACAACGCUAAUUACGAUUGCAAGAUAGCUGACCUGGGCAGUGUGGCAUCCGAGGCUGCGGUUCGAGCGUUCCUUCGCGGCCGAACCUGCCAGACAAAUGCUGACUGCACGUUCGGGCGCGACUGCACGGCGACCUGCGACCGACUGGCCAAGCAGUGCAACACGGAGGUGGUGCAGCCCAAUCUGGCCAAGGUGUGCGCCCUGCUGAGGGACUUCUUGCUGUUCGGGGCUCCGGCUGACCUGCUAGAUGACCUGGACCGGCAGCUGCGCACCUGCGUGACCCUCAGUGGCCUGGCCUCGCAGAUGGAGGUGCACCACUCACUCGUGCUCAACAACCUCAAGACACUGCUGUGGAAGAAGAUCUCCGACACCAAGUACUCUUGAGAGGGAGAGCGCUGGGUAGAGGGAGGGAGGGCAUGGUAGGCCCGAAGGGCUCAGGAAGCUCUGCACUGAACAUACAGGAUGGCCUGUGAUGGCGUCUUUCACCAAGUAGUCCUGAUAAAAAAAGAAAGGGUGUGUCAGGCCGAGAGGCUCAGGGAUUUCACUAACAGGAAUACAAAACAAUUGCUGAGGGGCAGUUAGAACUGAAAGGGGGAUUUCAUUGUAUUGUUGCUAUUGUAAGAAAAUCGAAUAUUUCUGGAACGGUAAGCCUGAAGGACUGCAGACUUUAUUGCCGCUCCAAAAGUCCAACCUGGCCAGCGUGGUAGUUUUAGAAAUCUUGUUUUUUAAAUUUUCAAUCGGUCCAUUGAUAACAAUGUAAAGGGCAGCUUUUAAAAGUAAAAAAAAAAACAGAAAAUUGGAGAUUUUCUCAAGGCAGCAACAGGAAGGUGGCCUGUGA
Messenger RNA from Pygocentrus nattereri (red-bellied piranha), 2452 nucleotides. It is a transcript of the gene dipk1b, whose product is annotated as divergent protein kinase domain 1B. NCBI's taxonomy places the organism in Eukaryota, Metazoa, Chordata, Actinopteri, Characiformes, Serrasalmidae. The coding region runs from base 700 to 1998 and encodes 432 amino acids. The record is from RefSeq and is a predicted model, not a curated record. The transcript has 5 exons.